Messenger RNA from Bacidia gigantensis, 1464 nucleotides. RefSeq lists its product as uncharacterized. NCBI's taxonomy places the organism in Eukaryota, Fungi, Ascomycota, Lecanoromycetes, Lecanorales, Ramalinaceae. Bases 1 to 1464 code for a protein of 487 amino acids. The record is from RefSeq and is a predicted model, not a curated record. The transcript has 3 exons.
AUGGAAUUUCUGGAACUCUCGGAAGAGCUCGGUGUAGUGCAGAGCCUCAAUGAGAGAGCUGUCUCAAAAUCAGUGUCACAGCGAUCAGACGGCUUUGUAGAUCUUGAGACCGGCGAAAACAGCGAGGGAAAUGUGACUCAAUCGACGAAUGACACAAGCGAAACCCAAGCUAGAACGCCGAACUCGAGCAGCGAAACAAACCGCAAGGCCAAAUAUAGUCUGCGUCAAGCAUUCUUCAUAGCUGCUGGUGGGCUAGCGGUCGAAACAAAGUCCUUCAGCAUUGACCCUUUCUUAACAGAUGUUGAAAACAUGCGCGCUGAUUCCUACUUAGUCACUACUUUAGCAGCUUUAGAGCUUGCUCGACUUGGGCUUAUAUCUCCAAUUGCACCACAGAUUAUCGACGACAAAGCUAAAGCUGACCCAAUUACAAAGCUUGUGGUCUGUGUACAAGCAGGCUGGUUCAUUGUGCAAUGCAUCGCAAGAACUUCACAACAUCUGCCACUUGCUUUGCUGGAAAUUCAUACCCUAGCUCACGUAGCACUUGCUCUGUUCAUGUAUUUGGCUUGGUUUGCAAAACCUUAUGAUGCUAUCUCACCGCAUGUAAUUUCGGACAGCAAGGUCGUCGAGGUUGUUGCUCUUUUUUCACUUUAUUCACCUGGGACUCAGGAGAUACUUCAUAUCCCUGAAAAGACGCACUGUGUGCUCGAUUGCCGCACGGAGACCGAAUUGAUCGACAAACUCAAGCACAUUGUCGAAGAUGAAGAUUCUGAGGGACACGCCGGACCAGACACAGUUCUCUCAACGAAGCAGCAAAGAUUGGCCCAGUCGAAUCAUGCUCUUUGUGCCAUUGAAUAUCUGAGACACAACGAAAUGCACUUGACCUGUCGUCCUUCGGAGGAAGGUGAAAAUCUUUAUCUAGCAUCCUACGUGUCAGAUUUCCUCUCGAUCCCAGGAAGCAGAUAUCGAGAACUGAAAGCGUCAAGUUUUUCAAGGUCAAAGCCCAAAUUGUCACAUCUUCAUCGAGUACUUUUUCUCUAUGAAAAAGGCAUAUUGCUUCCUCUACUCAUUCUAGCAUACUCGGCAUUUCAUUUGUGCGCAUGGAACGCACAAUUCCCCACAACUAUUGAGCGAUGGAUGUGGCGAGGGGCAGGACUGGCCAUUCUCGCGACGCCCUUUGCCGGAGUCCUGUCUUUUUGUACAACAUUAGACAUUGAACAAGUUCUGGGAACAGAUCAAGUCACCCAAACGAAACCUUUCUGGUCACGCUAUCCAUUCACCAAACUUUGCUUAAGAAUCCUUUUUGAAUGUAUUCGCACCCCUACCUUGUGGGCGUGGUCUACAAUCCUCCUUGCGGCUGUCUUUGGCAGGCUUUAUUUUCUUGUAGAAGCGUUCGUUUGCCUAAGACAGCAGACACCAGACUUGUACAAGACAGUGCAGUGGACACAAUUCUGGCCACAUGGAUGA